This is a messenger RNA of Osmerus eperlanus (European smelt), 2409 nucleotides long. It is a transcript of the gene arpc1a, whose product is annotated as actin related protein 2/3 complex, subunit 1A. The record is from RefSeq and is a predicted model, not a curated record. The coding region runs from base 285 to 1412 and encodes 375 amino acids. Gene Ontology annotation, cellular component: actin cytoskeleton; Arp2/3 protein complex. NCBI's taxonomy places the organism in Eukaryota, Metazoa, Chordata, Actinopteri, Osmeriformes, Osmeridae. The transcript is spliced from 10 exons. Gene Ontology annotation, molecular function: actin filament binding. Gene Ontology annotation, biological process: Arp2/3 complex-mediated actin nucleation.
GCUAGCUGCAUGCUAAGCUUACAGACGUAGCUACAGGUAGACGUUUUACCGUCAGCUCACCGCCGAAAGAGCCUCGUCGUUGUUUCCUGGUUUUCUUGACAUCCCCCCGCCAUUCCUGGACGAAUUCGUGUCGACUGCCCAGAGUCCACGAAUUCAAGUCCAUUGUUUAGCCUGCUGUACUAAACAAGCAGUCGAUUCCAAAUUUAGAAGGAGUAAAAGAAAAAUCUUGACUUAGCUAUCUGUCAAAUCUAAGGGUAACUCGUCUGCCACCGGCCACACCCAACAUGUCCCUGCAACAGUUCCUGCUCGAGCCCAUAACAUGUCACGCCUGGAACCGGGACCGCAGCCAAAUCGCCAUCAGUCCCAACAACCAUGAGGUCCAUAUUUAUAAGAAGGCUGGAAACCAGUGGGUGAAGAACCACGAGCUAAAGGAGCACAAUGGCCACAUUACAGGCAUCGACUGGGCCCCCAAGAGUGAUCGCAUCGUGACGUGCGGGGCGGACAGGAACGCCUACGUGUGGUCCCUGAAGGAGGGUGUGUGGAAGCCCACCCUGGUCAUCCUCAGGAUCAACAGGGCCGCCACCUUCGUCCGCUGGUCGCCCCUGGAGAACAAGUUUGCUGUGGGCAGCGGAGCCCGGCUCAUCUCAGUCUGCUACUUUGAGUCUGAGAAUGACUGGUGGGUGAGCAAACACAUCAAGAAGCCGAUUCGCUCGACCAUCCUCAGUCUGGACUGGCAUCCCAACAAUGUGCUGCUGGCUACUGGAUCCAGCGACUUCAAAUGCAGGGUGUUCUCAGCCUACAUCAAGGAGGUGGAGGAGAAGCCAGGCCCCACCCCCUGGGGCAGCAAGAUGCCGUUCGGGGCGGUGCUGGCGGAGUUUGGGGGUGCGGGGGGGGCCGGCGGGGGCGGGGGCUGGGUGCACUCGGUGUCCUUCUCCUCCUCGGGGAACCGCCUGGCCUGGGUCAGUCACGACAGCACCCUCACCAUGGUGGACAGCACCAAGGGGGCCAUACCCUCUCAGCUGAAGACUGAGUUCCUGCCUCUUCUCAGUGUGAUCUUCGUGUCUGAAAACAGUGUUGUAGCAGCGGGUCACGACUGCUGCCCCAUGCUGUUCCGCUGCGAGGCGGGGGGGGGGGGCGUGGUGCUGGUGUGCAGGCUGGACCAGCCGAAGCAGGCAGCCCAGAGGAACAUCUCAGCCAUGGAGCGCUUCAGGAACAUGGACAAGAGAGCCUCGAGCGAAGAGCGCAACACGGCCCUGGACACCCUGCACCAGAACAGCAUUACCCAAGUGUCUAUAUAUGAAGGAGAUAAGAGAGACUGUCGUAAGUUCUGCACCACGGGCAUAGAUGGAGCCAUGACCAUCUGGGACUUCAAGAGUCUAGAAGCUUCUAUCCAGGGACUCCGCAUCAUGUGAUCAACUAAUGAAGGAACCACACUGCCUCUCCCCUCCACUCCCCUCCCCUCCACUCCCCUCCUCUCCCCUCCUCCUCUCCCCUCCUCCCCUCCCCUCCCCUCCUCUCCCCUCCCCUCCCCUCCUCUCCCCUCCUCCCUAAUGAUGCGGCCAGUUUCACCAUGCUAAAGUGUCUGCUAAAGCACUGACCACAACACACACACCCUACGCACACACACACCCUACACACACACACACCCUACACACAAAAAGUACAAAAAGACAGACACACUACACGCGUGCACUACAUGCAAACACACCACAUACAAACUAACCACACACACACUCAACCUCUCAAAACUGACCAGCUGUGUGACAUCACUGUUAUUAUUUUGUUGUUUGUUUAUAAAUAAAUAAAUGAAGGUUCCAAGGGUCACAGGUUAACAAGCCCUCUGAUGUUACUAACAACCUAACUCUGCCCCUCCCCCCACACACUUGAGCUGUGGUGUGUGUGUGUGCGCGUGUGUGUGUGUAUGUGCGCGGGGGGUGUGUGGUGCGGAACCAAAGCCCCACUGAGCGAUUCUACCUGGUCUGUAAGCAUGUCUGGUGGGAGACGGUUUGAAACUUCUAAAACGUUGAGACUGUUUGAAACUGUUCUAGAAUGUUGAGACUGUUUGAAACUGUUCUAAAACGUUGAGCGGAUUUGAAACUGUUCUAGAACGUUGAGACUGUUUGAAACUGUUCUAGAACAUUGAGACAUUUGAAACUGUUCUAGAACGUUGAGACAUUUGAAACUGUUCUAUAGUAUUGGACCUGUUUUUGUUUGUUUUCUAACCACUGAUUAAAAGUGAUUGAAGUUAUGAAUAAGAAAUAUUGUGGAGUCAUAGUUUCCAGACAGGAUGUUGUCAUAGACGUGCUGACAGACUCAACCCAGGGGGUGUCAUGGUGGACAUCGCAGACUCAGGAGGGAUCUCUGUCAUGUACAUGAAAUAAAAAAUAAACCCUGCCAUUUACACUACAA